AGACGCGUUGGUGUUGUCCAAGUUUCCGCCGGCACUCUCGCCGUAUUCACCGCAAGUAGGGCCUUCCCCGCCAGGGAUGCGCGUCCGUGCGUGCGCGUGCGAGUCGAUAAAGCCGCAGAGUCACCCCACACCACCGCUUCUCUUUGCGUGAGUGUGCUGCGGGAGUACUCUUCGAACUCCUCAACUAUUCCCCAACUAGGGGGUGGAACUUGUUCAGCACUUACUCUAUCGUCCCACCCACCUACUCCGUACCAGCACGCAGAGCCCACCUUCAUAGGGCGAUGCUGCAGUCUACGAACGUCACCCUUCGUCGCACGAGCGAUGCCCCGCUGCGUCGUAUCCGUGACGCCUACGGCUCAGCAGACAACGCCGAAACGCUGCUGGAGCAGUGUGUACUCGCCGGUGAAGGUCGGGUCAAGAGCCGCGACGCCUCCCUUACCGACUCAGAAGAUACGCAGCACAUGUGGGGUGCGCUCGUCGUUCUCCUCUCCGACCUGAGUGACUAUGGCGCACUGGGGAAGAUGGGCGGUGUCGAUGAGCGCUUCUGUCGGCGACUGCAGCCGCUGCUGGCACGGCUGCUGAAGUGCGUGCUCAAGGGCGGUUUUGAAGUGGCGCGUCGCGACAGAGCAAAAGAAAGUUCGUAUGAUCUGGAAGAGCUGCUGGAGGCCACCAGCAAAGCCCUUGCGAAUUGCUGCGAGGGCGUGACGCGCCGAUGUGCCGACACCACUCUUGAAGUCCAACUGGACGCGAAGUCCGACACAUCCAUUCACGGUCACGAACUCGGCAACUCAAGGCGGUCGUCCUCGCUCAUCGGAACCGCACCGAAUGACGCGGCAGUGCUACGUGUGUGUUUCGGCUUCGCGGAUUACACCAGCGGGGAAACCGGCGCGAUGCUCUGGGCCGGUGCGGUGGGCCUCUCCCUGUACCUCAUCGAGAACUAUCAAGCCAUUAUUGUGAAGAAGGCCUGCGAAGCACGUGCCAGCACCGAGGCGCCGCUGCGUGUGAUAGAGUUGGGUUGCGGGCCCGCGUUGGUCUCCCUCGUCUUGGCGGCGAUGGCGGCGUGGGACACGCCGACGACGGUGCCGUGCUGUCUCGAUGUGACGGACGUGUCGGCCUCCGUGGUAGAGGAAGCCCGGCGCUCCUUUCAGCACCGCAACGGGCCCGCGCUGUCCAGCAUGCUUGACCUGCACAGCGGACACGGCGGAAGUGCAAAUGACGAACAACGGACGGCCACUUCUCCUGCCAGCUUUCAGGUUCGCCCUUUCAUCUUGGACUUCGGUGACAUCCCGCCGGAGCUGUGCGGCGUUUACGACGUGGUGGUGGCAAGUGACGUGGUCUAUGACUACGCCAUCGCCGCCCACGUGGCGGGCGCCCUCGAGGCCCUCUUGAAGCCCGGCGGCGUCGCCCUCCUCUGCUGCGAGGCGCACCGCGACGGCAUGGCGCACUUCACUCAGCGAAUCCGCCUCGGUCACCCCAACGCGUUGCACCUGCGCGUAACGCAGGAAUUGCUGGACGUGCGGACGGUGCUGUCGCAGCUGGAGAUGCCGUCGGGGUUGACGUCGUCCACCUGCAGCCUCAUGCGCAUUGAAAAGGUGGCGGCGUGA
This is a messenger RNA of Leptomonas pyrrhocoris, 1604 nucleotides long. RefSeq lists its product as hypothetical. The coding region runs from base 282 to 1604 and encodes 440 amino acids. The record is from RefSeq and is a predicted model, not a curated record. The transcript has a single exon. NCBI's taxonomy places the organism in Eukaryota, Euglenozoa, Kinetoplastea, Trypanosomatida, Trypanosomatidae.